Salvelinus namaycush (lake trout) is the source of this 1556-nucleotide messenger RNA. RefSeq names its product ras-related protein Rab-19-like. Gene Ontology annotation, molecular function: GTPase activity; GTP binding. Bases 318 to 845 code for a protein of 175 amino acids. Gene Ontology annotation, cellular component: trans-Golgi network. Lineage: Eukaryota; Metazoa; Chordata; Actinopteri; Salmoniformes; Salmonidae. The record is from RefSeq and is a predicted model, not a curated record. The transcript is spliced from 5 exons.
UGAAAGAACCAUAAAUCCAGAGAAUGUCAGACCUUGAUGACAAAGUUUGAUGACAAAAUUUACCCACGAAGGACCGCCGUGUCACCUUCCAGUUCAAGUGAGCACAGUACAACAAGACCCUGGACCUUGCCUAGAAAACUACAAUUCCCAAGACGCAGCGGUGCAGGUGGCCAGGCAACUGAUAUUCGCACCUGCCAGGAAAGUCCUCUGGGCCGGAGCAGGACGACUCCUUUGACUUCCUCUUUAAGAUUGUCCUGGUGGGAGACUCAGACGUGGGGAAGACCUGCGUGGUCCAGAGAUUUAAGUCUGGUGUCUUCAUGGAGAAACAGCAGAACACUAUCGGGGUGGAUUUCACCGUCAGAACCAUGCUCAUCAAUGGCAGGAAGGUCAAGCUGCAGGUGUGGGACACAGCUGGACAGGAGCGUUUCCGCUCAAUCACCCAGAGUUAUUACCGCAGUGCCCACGGCGCCAUAGUGGCCUACGACAUCACACGCCGGCCAACCUUUGACUCUUUGACACACUGGAUCCAGGAAGUGGAACAAGACGGGGCUGCAAGCGUUGUGCUCAUCCUCAUUGGGAACAAGUCAGACCGGCAGUCGGAGAGACAGGUGCUGUUUGAGGAUGCCUGUACCCUGGCUGAGGGGAGGGGUGCGCUGGCCGCCCUGGAGACCUCUGCGAAGGAGGCCCAGAAUGUGGAGGCAGCCUUCAUGCUCAUGGCCCGGGAGCUGAUGGUGAGGAACGGCCUCGCCGUCACAGACCAACACUCACAGGCCUCCCCACACAUCUUUCCAAACUCCCAUCCAAUCCAUGGCACCGAUCCUACAGACAGGAAGUCAUGUUGUUGAGAGAAUUGCGUGGGAGGGUUUGUGGUGCUGAUAACUUGUCUGGAAUCAACAUCGCCUACACAGUCCCAUGACACUUGACCUUGUAGAUGUAAAGCAACAAAGCCCACUCGUUUUUGACGGCUUACAUCUACAGGUGCUGUCAAGAAGUGUGCUUCGGGAUAGGGGAUGAGUGUACUAUAUUGUGUGGAUGUGAUAUGAGUACUCUACUGAUAAUGGCAAAUAUCACUGCCACUGAGUGUACCAGUGGUCAAACACUUGUUACCAGUACUUAAUGUUAAAAGUAUCCCAUGCCACCUGUGGCUUAUCGUACAUGGGGCGGAAUGAUGUAUUCACCUUAUUUGUUGGAUAUGUAACAAUUAUUUACUUAAACAGUGAGAUUUCUGUCCUGCUAAUGCUGAGUUUUAUGGUGUCCACUCUAGCUUCCCGGUGAUAAAACCUACAGCUGGCCUUCCAGGGACAGGAUGUGGGGAGGUUGUGACUGUUAGAGAGGAGUAGAAUAAAGGCCUCAAUGGUUCUUAAACAUCCUGGCCUGGGAAAUUAGGCCAGGGUCGGGGGUGUAGAUACAGAUAGGAUUGGCUCAUGGUGCCCCCCCAAUCUAUAUGGGAGGGGUAGAACCAAGCAUUCUGGGUAUAUGAACUGCAUUGUCUGUAUGAUUCAGACUCUCAGCCUAAUGGUCUCAUUAUUACAAUAAUUCAUCAAUAUUAAAGAUGA